Molecule: messenger RNA, 2136 nt
Organism: Oikopleura dioica
Lineage: Eukaryota; Metazoa; Chordata; Appendicularia; Copelata; Oikopleuridae
Source: the annotation of a GenBank genome assembly
AUGAGCUCGAGCGACGAGUUCUAUGAUGCCGAAAGUGAUACAGUCGAAGAUCUCGAGACUCCAACCGUAGAAGCAAACGGUUGUUUCAUUCCUGUAGCUAGUGAUGGAGACAAUGGCCAAGUUUUGCCGAAGCCGAGGCUUUCGAAGGAAUCAGCAACUCCUUCAAAAGAAAAACCGCCUCGACCUCCUCCACCAAAAUUCGGCCUCUCGAAAUCCGCGCCUCGUCCAAACACGCUUCCUGUGAAUUUCCGUUUAGGUUCAGGCUUCAACUUCAAAAGUAAAGACUCUGCAUCAAAACAGUUAUCAAAUGAAAGUAACCAACUAGGACAAGACGAUGCUCUUCUGACUCCCAACUCGACCGUCGACUCGAUCACAGCCGAAUUCACAAAGAGGCUGUUUGCUCCGAAGAAUUUGGAAGAAGAUUACUCUGGCACAAGCUCUGUUGAAUCCGUUUUUGAAAACGCGUAUAAGUCAAAGACAUCCUCGUUGGAUCGGAGAAGAAAGAAAUUUGAAGACGACUCUAAGAGAUCCAGCCUUGACAGUGAAAAAAUGAACUCCCGAUACUUUUCUUGUGCCGAACUUGUCGAGGAAUUGAACGGAGAUGCAAAAUUAAAACGGGACGAUUCGAUCCGAAGCUCUUUGAGAUCGACUCACUCUCGAAUGGCGGCAAGAACGAACUUGAGUCUGCGCCGCGAUUCUUACAGAGAAAACGAUUUGAAUGAAGUUGAUUCAUCGGAAGUUCCAACUAGCGCCGAAACUCAACGAGUCUGCGAAGUUGAUAACUUCAUUGCUCCCCAAUCGCCUCCAAAUUUAGAAAAAUGCGAUUCAAUUUCAUCCCUUUCAUCUGAAAUGUCUUCAAUUGCCUCUUCCGCCUCCGCCAUGGCGCGAAAAGUGAAAGGAAUUCACCAAACUUUCAAGUCUCGUUUUCUCAAAUUUCGAACUCGACAAAACCCGCUGAAGCAAAACUCUCAAUCCUCCCAACUCUCCGUUGACCCUCCAGAAUCGGACAUUGAUCUGGAUUGCGCGAUGAGUAAGAAGAGCGAUUCUAGCGGCAGCCUCAAGCUCAAAUCUUCAAAAAAGCUGCUGAGGGCAAGCUCGAACAAUUUGCCACUGUCUGAUUUGAGCUUUGUCCAGGAGCUGAGCCACCAAAGCAAAUCGUCUCCGAUCUACAUUUUGAAGCUCAACGCCGAUUCAACCCUCCUUGCUGCUGGAGGAAAGGAAUCGCAAAUCACCGUGUUCAUCCUCAACGCUGCCUCGAACAGCGAAAAAUACAAGAUGACGAGUAAAAGCUCAAACUCGGACGAUUUAUUUUGCGACGUGCCCUUCCGCCAGUAUUUUGGCCAUAGCGGCGAUAUACUCGACUUAGCUUGGAGCAAGAAGUCUGGGGAUGAUUGGCUGUUGAGUGCCAGCAGUGACUGUUCGGUUUGCUUGUGGCACAUGAGCAAGAUGGAGGCGAUUUUGACACUGAAACAUCCUGAACCUGUCAAGUGCGUCUGUUUCCACCCAGAACACCCAACAUUCUUCGCCUCUGGAAGUGUCGACGGAAUUGUUCGAUUUUGGGACAUCAUGUCCGAGAAAGUCAUGGCCUAUGCUCAUCUGCAACCUCGAUUGAAAAAUGGAGAGAUGAUCAACUGCGUUGAAUUUGUCAAAUUUGGAGAGUGGCUUCUUGUUGGCACCUUCGACGGGCGAGUUAUUAUUUUUGAACGAGAGCUGGAGAAGCUCAAUUAUUAUACCGAAAUUGUGGUUUCGGAAAAACCAGUUACAGGAAUUUCAACUGUUGACGAAAAAUCAUCAGUUCUCGUGACUUCUGGCGACUCUAGAAUUCGCGUCUUCUCGCUCGACAGUUUUCAAAUGACGUCAAGAUACAAAGGCGUCCAAAUAAAAGAGCAUCUGAUAAUUUCGGCUGUAUAUUCUCCAGUCCAGAAGUUGAUCUUUUGCGGCUCCGAGGAUGGGGCCACCUAUUGCUGGCGCAUUUCUAGUGAUCGACACGAGAGCGCUUCGAAAUGGCAACGAUUCAAGAUGCACACUUCAAGCAUAAACACCGUAUCAGUUCCUUCUACGCUUCCUUUACAUUCCUCAACUUUAUUCAUCGCAACUGGCGACGACGCCGGCCGCAUUUCAAUCUUUUCAAAUUGA